This is a messenger RNA of Hypanus sabinus (Atlantic stingray), 4749 nucleotides long. RefSeq names its product IKAROS family zinc finger 1 (Ikaros) (gene ikzf1). The coding region runs from base 349 to 1971 and encodes 540 amino acids. Gene Ontology annotation, biological process: regulation of transcription by RNA polymerase II. NCBI's taxonomy places the organism in Eukaryota, Metazoa, Chordata, Chondrichthyes, Myliobatiformes, Dasyatidae. The transcript has 9 exons. Gene Ontology annotation, molecular function: DNA-binding transcription factor activity; RNA polymerase II cis-regulatory region sequence-specific DNA binding. The record is from RefSeq and is a predicted model, not a curated record.
AUGCCUUCUCCCAGCACUUGACAAAAAGGGCAUCUGCCGCCAGCGAGCCCUGGGCUCUUCCACCAAUCCCAGCACGAGGGUGUGUGCGCGUGGCCGGCGCAUUGGAAGGAGGAAGUCGAGCGGGGAGCGAUGUACAGCUGCGGGGACUCCAAGUGCAGCCUGCACAUGGAGCAGGAACUGCCGGGCUGCGUCUGCCGCCAGCGACCAGGGAUCCAGCGUUGCUUGAGGAAUUUGCAAACUACAGCGGUGCACUUCUCUCUUCCCAGGAUAUUACACUACUGAAAGUUUCGAAUAAACGUAAUUCUGGAGAUUAAUUGAAGACUUUUUCCCCCCAUUAGAAUCGCUAACAUGCACGGUCUAGAGAAUGAGGAAGCAGAGUGCCAGCAAAAUAUGGAAACUGAAGAGGCACAGGACGUUUCCCAACUGUCUGUUGAGACAGGGAAUAAAGAAGCUCUUCCCAUAAAUGACCAAACUGAACAACUUGAGCAGAUGCCUGUCCCUGAAGAUCUAUCAACCAGUGCUGGGGGCAAAAGCAACCCACAGGGUGACAAAGUCAUUGCAAAUUCUAUUAAAGUAGAAACUCCAAGUGAUGAAGAGAAUGGAAGAGCCUGUGACACAAAUGGUGAAGAGAGUGCUGAAGACCUGCGUAUGAUAGAUACAUCUGGGACUAAAUUGAAUGGACCACACAAUGGCCAAGGCAACAAAGCAUUUUCUGGAGUUGGUGGCAUUCGACUUCCAAAUGGCAAGCUGAAGUGUGAUAUCUGUGGAAUAAUUUGCAUUGGCCCAAAUGUCCUCAUGGUGCACAAACGUAGCCACACUGGGGAACGCCCCUUCCAGUGCAGUCAGUGUGGUGCGUCUUUUACUCAAAAAGGCAACCUACUUCGUCACAUUAAGUUGCACUCUGGUGAGAAACCGUUCAAGUGCCAUCUUUGUAACUAUGCUUGCCGUCGUCGAGAUGCACUUUCGGGUCAUCUGCGGACUCAUUCUGUUGGAAAACCUCACAAAUGUAGCUAUUGUGGGCGAAGCUACAAGCAACGCAGCUCACUUGAGGAACAUAAAGAACGUUGUCAUAAUUACUUGCAGACCAUGGGACUGCACAGUGGUAUCUAUUCAGUGAAAGAAGAAAGCAAAUCACAUGAGCUAGCUGAAGGAGUAAGCAAGGUUGGAUCAGAAAGAGCUAUGGUACUGGACAAACUUGCAAGUAAUGUUGCAAAACGUAAAAGUUCAAUGCCACAGAAGUUUGUUGGUGAAAAGACGCUGCAGCUUGGUAUUUCAGAGCUUCAGUAUGACGCUAAUUCAAAUUAUGAAAAGGAGAAUGAGAUGAUGCAGAAUCAUGUUUUGGAUCAAGCAAUUAACAAUGCUAUCAAUUAUCUAGGGGCUGAAUCCUUGCGUCCACUUGUCCAGACUCCUGCUGGAAGCUCUGAAGUGAUACCGGUAAUAAGCAACAUGUACCCUAUGCAAAAAUCACAUUCAGAAACUCUCAGUCAUGCUAACAGUGCCACGAGCCAAAAUGGUGCCGUUGAAAAUCUAAUAUUUAUUUCGCAAGCUAAGUCGCAAUCAUCAGAAAGAGAGCCAUCUCCGAGCAACAGUUGUCCAGACUCAACGGAUACUGAGAGCAAUAAUGAAGAAAGGAACAACCUUAUCUACCUAACUAAUCAUGUAGCUCCACAGGCAAGAAAUGGUUUGCCAUUGAUAAAAGAAGACCAGAGAUCCUAUGACAUUAUGAGAGCAAAUAUGGAACCUAAUCAAGAAAUCUUCAAAGUGAUUAGUGGUGAUGGAGAACAUAUGAAAGUUUACAAAUGUGAGCACUGCAGAGUUCUUUUCCUGGACCAUGUGAUGUUUACCAUACACAUGGGGUGCCAUGGAUUUCGUGACCCUUUUGAAUGCAACAUGUGUGGGUACAGAAGUCAGGAUAGAUAUGAAUUUGCAUCGCAUAUAACAAGAGGAGAACAUUGUUUUCACAUGAACUAGUGAACUGUUUCAGACUCCCGUUUUGACUUUAUUUCAUUUUGUGCAAUUUCAAUUUGCAUAAAUAAUAGGAGGAAAAAGAAAGGAGCAGAAAUUCUUGGUGAAAUGUUAUUUUUAUUGAACUUCAUUUGCUUCUCUGAUCCCAACUGUUUAUUGUAAAGUGCAGAGUUUUAUACACUGAACAGUUUCAUACUACUCCCAAGUAAUACAUCUGAAAGACAAUUCUUGAAAUUGUAUUUAUCAUAAUAUGGCACUUAAAUUAUUACUUAAUGUCUAUCAUCAAUUGAAUUGUAUAUGUGAACAGUUAAGUGGAAUCCUCAAAUACAUGGAUACUUAAAAGCUUGCAUUUUUAUUAGUUUCUAAGGUACAGUCCCUGAAUUUUUAAACAAUUUCAAGCUCUUCAGUUUAACAUUUUUUAAUGGAUUGAUCAAUAGUGUGUGAGUAAUUUAGUGUUGUAAAUUGUAGAGUUAGGCACACAAAUAACUUUGUUUCUUGAUACAUAUCUUUAUGUACAUACUUAGCAGUUUAAACUUAAAAUAACAUGAUACACGUUAAAACUCAGUGAUAUCUAAGUAGCAUCUUGAGUUCCAUUGUGUACACAGAAUACAUACUUAAUGACAUUGGCUACAUUAUAAAAAAUAAUUUCUUCUACAAAAAUUGUCACUUUUCAUUGCUGUUAUAAAUGUAUGUGUUUAUUAAUGUAAAUCUAUAUUUCAAUGCCAAUAAUGUAUGAUUUAUUUAUUACAAAUGUGUGGAUUAAUCUCCUGGCAUUUCUAAAUGAGUAUUGAUUGGAUAGUUGUUUCUUAAUAGAAAGUUAGAAAUACAAUGUAAGUCAAGUUAGAAUAUCUCAAACUUCAAACUCAUCUGGUAGGGUUGACACUGUACACUGAAAAUAUGUCCAGACCCCAUACCCAUUUAACAUUCCCAUUUUGAAGAUUUAUCCUCUUUUAUCAAAUCCCGCCAUGAUUUUAUUCUAGGAAAUGUUUUUAUCUUAAUAACUACAUAAAUAUUCGGUAUGUCUCAAUUUCUCCUGACCUCUUUAUUGUUCUUUGGGUAAUGAUUUUGCUGUUGAAUUACUUGUUACCAAAUCAACUAGCUAUUGGAAAUGGUUGUUUCAAUUUGUCUUCACAAAACUCCCAAAAGUUCUGAAUCUUUUAUCACAUUACUUCUGAAUCUACUUUGCUCAGUUCAGAGAAAACAUAAAUUAACUAUUUGUUUUCUCUAAAGUCUCCUAUUAUUGAUAGAAUUAUGCAGCUAUUAAACAUAGUAUAGCUAGAUGUCUGGAGGCUAUACAAGGUUAUUGACCAAUAAUAAUCCAUGUGAUCAAAGAUCACUUGUAGCUUGAAAGAAAUACAUGAAUGGACUUGAAGCAGACAGUGGGGAAAAUGGGACUUUUUCCAAGUUGUCAGAAUGGAAUCACUGCAGUAAUUACUGGAGUGCCACAAUCUACCUGCAGUCUAUAUUAAUCACUUAGAAAGGACGGAGUACAAUGCUCUCAAGUUUGGUUAUGGUAUCAAUUUCACUGAUAGAUUGACCUGUGAGCAAGAUACACAUAAUCUGAAAAGGGAUAUACUGUAGAUAGAAUAAGUUUGCAGGCAUGAAGACAAUAGAUGGAGCAUAAUGUUGGAAAAUGUUACAUUAUUUCUUAUGGUAGGAUAAACAAAAAUGACUUUUAAACAUUGGGAGACUACUCAGGGAUCCGUAAGCCACAGAGGUUAACGGACAAAAUCAAGAACACAUUGGAGAGGCAAGUACUAUUUUGCAUUAAUUGCAAAGGUUGCUGUAGAAGAUUAAGUAAUACACAACCUCUCCUUUACUACUGCAGAUGGUUGGUUCACCUGAUUGAUUACUGGGAUGAGAAGGUUUUCCGAUACAGAGAAAUGUAGUAGUUUCAUCCUCUGCACAAAAUAUUUUCCAUUUUCUCUAUUUACUUCUUUCUACCUCUAAUCCAUUGCUAGGGGGACAAAACUAGCCAUCAGAUGCAUUAUGUCUUUUCCAUUUUACAUCCAUAAUAUUAAAAUGCAAUUCAUUCAUUGUUAAAUUAUGAAAACAUAUACUAAGCUGAUUCUAUUCCCCAAUAUUAUGUGUUUACAACUCAUAAUCCACUCCUCGGAGUUCUGAAGUCUGUAUAUCUCUGAGGUACAUUCGAUUGAUGAGAAAAAUGCUACAUGUAUAAUUAUGGCAUAAAAGUUCUUACAUUAUGUACCAUUUUGACAUCAUCAAAAAUGUAAAUAUCAAGGUUUGCUGUUUAAAUCAAUCCUAAAAUGUUUGUACUGCCCAUUACAAAUCAGCCAUACUCUAAUUGAAUGGCAGCUUAGAAUCAAGGUACUUCUGUUUCUGUGUUCCUCUUCAAAAAUUGUUCUUUCAAAUGUAAUGCAGAAAAUUUCUAAUAUUUGAAGUUUUACAUGUUGUUAUAAGAGUCCUAGAUUUGUUGGAUUUUUAUUGUAUUCAAUAAUUCUACCAUGAAGCUAUCAAAAAAAUACAAAAAAAUAGUUUGAUUCAUAAUGUGCAUGUGUUCUUUGAAAGAAGGCAAAUACCUUUUUUUUCAAAGCCCAGGUUACUUUGGUACAAAGUACACAUCAAGCAUUUACAUUUUAAAGUACAGUAUGAUAACUUCAUGCUUAUGCAGUUUGUUAAUCACUUUUAAGAGAUAAGGUUGACAGAAAUGUAAUGUUUCAUUUUUCAAGUUUGUUUAGAGAUUGUAUUAUAGUGGUCAUUUUUAUCUAUGAAAAAGUAGACCUUGCUUGUCUAAAGGAAGAUAAUUAAAAAUUAUAAAAUCUU